AUGGAGUUCCCGUUUGACAUCAACCAGUUAUUCCCUGAACGAAUUUCCAUCUUGGAUCAGACUCUUGCAGUCAGUCGUAAAUCAUCUGCGAGACCAGAUCUCCAAGAAAACAUAGCCACAGUGCUGGACGAGCUGGGGAGAGCAUCUGCAAAGGCCCAGCAGCUGACAGCCCCCAUCACCAGUGCCUCCAAACUGCAGAGCCAGAAGCACCAGCUGUACCUCAUGAAAGAUGGAGCGGCCAAUGGAGGACGCGGAGCGGUGGUGGGAUUCCUCAAAGUGGGCUAUAAGAAGUUAUUCCUGCUGGACCGGCAACGUGCUCACAUAGAAGCCGAGCCCCUCUGCAUCCUGGACUUCUACAUCGCUGACAACAGGCAGCGGCACGGCUACGGCCUCCAGCUCUUUGACCACAUGCUACAGGACAAGAACGUGCAGCCUGCGCUGAUGGCCUACGACAGACCCUCACCCAAACUCCUCUCCUUCUUGGCCAAACAUUACAAUCUCACACAAAGUAUUCCUCAGGUCAACAACUUUGUGGUGUUUGAAGGAUUCUUCUUCGACAAAUCAGCGGGGCAGUUGAGAAAGACUCCCCUAAGAAAAGCAGACGGAGAGAUCAAGCCAUACUCGCUAAUGGAGAGGGAAGUGGUGCGACAGGAGCAGAGGGUCCCCCCCUGGCCGUUUGGCCCUCCACAGUCGCCCCAGCGGUGGGUAUCCUCCCCGUACUCCCAGUCCCCCAGUGGGUCCCCCAGCAGAGCUCCCAGAGCAGGGCCCCCCCAGUCUCCGCUGCUGGAGCACUGUCGAAGCAGGCGCACCAGCUGCAGUCUCCAGGGGCUGGUGGCUAAGAGCAGCCUGUACAGUCGCCACCUGGACCUUAGUACUGUGCUGGACGAGAGGACUCUGCCGGGCCGGACCGUGCCAGCUCUGAGGACGUUGUGGGCCUCGCUGGGAGCCACAGACGGACCCCCUUCAGAGCACAGCAGGAUCACCUCGUUACCCCCUUUGCCUGCUCCAAAGACGUGCUCUGAAGGCCACUCUGAAGAGGACAGGAGCCCUCCGCACCAGAGACAGGACCAUGUGAGCAACUCGGACCAGAGACUGGACCGUGAGAGCACAAAGGACCAGAGACCGGACUGUGAGAGCGCCAAGGACCAGAGAUUGGAGCGUGUGAGGCAGGGCGGCGGGGACUGGGCCUGGACCGUGGGACAAAACAUGUUCUCAGCCCAGUGGGUCAAACACAAGCAGCAGUCCAGGAGCACGCGGCCCUGGUGA
Knipowitschia caucasica is the source of this 1266-nucleotide messenger RNA. The record is from the annotation of a GenBank genome assembly. NCBI's taxonomy places the organism in Eukaryota, Metazoa, Chordata, Actinopteri, Gobiiformes, Gobiidae.